UUUAAACUGUCUAGGAAAUUCUCUACAGUCAUGACUCUCAAGUAUAUGUUGAUAACUUUUUUAUUAGUUGGUAUCACUGUUUGUGAUACUGAACUAAACAAAAAGCGGUUUCCAAAAGAUUUUAUGUUUGGAGUGGCUACAUCUUCAUAUCAAAUUGAAGGUGCUUGGAACGAAGAUGGCAAAGGAGAAAGCACUUGGGACCAUUUUGUUCACCAAACCCCAUCACCCAUUGUAAAUAAUUAUACAGGUGAUGUAGCUUGCGAUUCUUACCAUAAAAUGAAAGAAGAUGUGGCUUUAUUAAAAUAUUUAGGAGUCAAGCAUUACAGAUUUUCUCUAUCGUGGUCAAGAAUUCUCCCAACAGGUUACACCAACAAAAUAAACCAAGCUGCAAUUAAAUACUAUAAAAGCCUGAUCAGAGAACUCACAGACAAUGGUAUUGAACCGGUAGUAACUAUACUGCACUGUGAUACACCACAAGCGCUGGAGGACAUGGGUGGCUGGACGACUGACUGGAUCAUCGAUCGGUAUGUGGAAUACGCCGCAGUUUGCUUUGAAAAUUUUGGAGCCGACGUCAAAUACUGGUUGACUUUUAACGAGGCGUUUUACAUGUGCACUUUGGGUUAUGGAACAGGUACUCAGGCACCUGGUAGGAAGGCUAGUGGUAUUGGAGAUUAUAUUUGUGGCCAUAAUAUUAUCAAAGCCCAUGCCAAAGCUUUUCAUCUGUAUAAUGAUACAUACAGACCAGUGCAGAAAGGUUCAGUAGGAAUUUCUUUGGUGAGCAUUUAUGCAGAACCAAAAUCUGACAGUGAUGAGGAUAAGGAAGCUGCUGAAAGAAUGAUAUAUUUUAAUUUUGGAUGGUUUGCAAGUCCAAUAAUGUUCGGUUCUUAUCCGUAUCAAAUGGAAAUAACAAUAAAUGAAAGAAGUGUUGUCCAGGGAUUCGCACAAUCGCGCCUUCCCUCUUUUACUGAAGAAGAAAAAGCUUAUAUCGCGGGCACUGUAGACUACUUUGGCGUUAAUUAUUAUUCGAGUGUUGUGGCUGAAAACUUGCCAGAUUUCAAAGAUUUAGACGUUUCAUGGGAAGCUGAUGUUGAGGUGAUACCAUCUCAAGACCCGCACUGGGAAAAUACGACAACACCUCAGUUUUCGGUCUACCCAGAUGGCUUGUAUAAACUUUUAAAAUGGAUUUCAAACAAUUAUAACAACAUUUCAAUUAUGAUCACCGAGAAUGGGUAUCCAGAUAAAGGAGAAACGCUACAAGAUGACGAACGAAUAAGUUAUAUCCAGCGACACCUUAGCAAGGUACGAGACGCAUUGGAUGAAGGAGUCCAAGUUCUUGGUUACACAUUUUGGAGUCUGAUGGACAAUUUCGAAUGGUUAAUGGGCUAUGACACGAAAUAUGGACUUUUUGAAGUGGAUUUUAACAGCCCUGAUAGGACUAGAACUCCCAAAAAAUCUGCGGAUUAUGUUAAGAAAGUAUACGAGUCUAGAUGCCUUUUGGAGGACAGUUCUGAAUGUUAUGAUUAGAUACAAGUUUUUGUAAUAAAAGUAAAAAAAUAAAAUUAAGUUUCUGAUA
Messenger RNA from Diabrotica virgifera virgifera (western corn rootworm), 1573 nucleotides. Its product is annotated as myrosinase 1. The transcript is spliced from 9 exons. Lineage: Eukaryota; Metazoa; Arthropoda; Insecta; Coleoptera; Chrysomelidae. Gene Ontology annotation, molecular function: beta-glucosidase activity. Gene Ontology annotation, biological process: carbohydrate metabolic process. The coding region runs from base 31 to 1524 and encodes 497 amino acids. The record is from RefSeq and is a predicted model, not a curated record.